Molecule: messenger RNA, 1707 nt
Organism: Pseudocercospora fijiensis CIRAD86
Lineage: Eukaryota; Fungi; Ascomycota; Dothideomycetes; Mycosphaerellales; Mycosphaerellaceae
Exons: 12
Coding region: 1-1707 (568 amino acids)
Source: RefSeq, a predicted model, not a curated record
AUGGACGACAUGCUGGAAUUCAUCCCCAACGCAGAAACAAUCCCAACAUGCAACUCCUUCGGCAAAAACGUGCGUGUUCAGAAACGGGUUCGCUCCCAAGCGAUGAAGGACUUUCGGGAGCCAACUCGGACAUCCUACUUUCUGGCGCUGAAACUGGAUUGCAAGCUAUCUGAAAUCCCCUAUGGCCCGGGACCAAAAUCCAACGCGGGGUGGUGUAGAGAGGUUACGCAGGCUAUUGAAAGUGACAUUGAUAUUGGCGGGCAUGGAGGUAUGAUUUACCAGAUGAGCUGGGUUUGCAUCCGUAGGGCGAGUCCACCAGGUCCACGACUACGAGCCCAAUCAGCAGUCGCAAGUGGCGAUACACGCCAUGACUCCUGCCUGCUUUCCCCGGGCUUCACCUACCUACCAAGGGUCGAUGCGUAUUCACGGGACGACAACCACACGCGUCCAGCAGAAGGCAGGACGGAGCGUCACAUCCCCCUCCUCUCAUACCACAGCAAAGCAUCGAUACAACAGAAUCAUCUACGACUCACGACUCACAUUCGCACGCGCAAGAUGGUGAACGCUCCGGAAAAAUACCUCGCUGCCAAGAGAAGCCUUGGGUUCCUCCACGCUUCUUCGAGUUACUUCAGCAACUCCCUGGGAACGUUCUUCAGCGAAAUUGACGCGAUUCUAUCGGAUUCUAUCAGAAAUGAUCCGUGGGCAAUCCGCAUGGACCCAAACCUCAUGGCUGGCAUACGGAGAAUUACCCAGAACCACAGCCCCAGGCUCUGGUCGAGGGAUCUGGAAACGAGAAGGCGGAUUUUGGUAAAGGUGCGAGACUAUGAGGAAUAUCCCGAAGAAUUAUACUGUACAUUCCCUCUUAUGAUUGAUGUGGUGGUUGGGUACCUGCUGGGGAGAAGAAAUCAAUAUAGACACAAACAGAAGAAGACUGCGAAGUUUGCGGACUGUGUGAGGGAGCAAGAAGCUCAAGAGAGUGGCGAGGGACAAGAUGAACAAGGCGAGGACGAAGACGCAAAGGAAGUCAGGAGAGGAACAUCUAGCUAUAAAAUUGACGGCAAUCGAGACUACAUUGACGACAUUGGCAUGGUAGACGGUCAUUCUUGGGAGCACCGGAAAUACAUACAUCAUUCGCUCUGCCCGGCUUCACAGCCUCGUUCGCUAUUGACAAGUCUACUUCCCUCCUCUCGAUACUGGGAAGUGGCGACAUGCCAUGCAGCAACCACCAUUCAGCAUGCUAUUGACCUUGCCCACUUCUCCCCUCCCUCCACUAACAUAGCAGCGCAUCCCAUUGCAAAGUGCAGCAACAUUACAACAUCUCUUCCAAACGCCCCAUUUCUACAAUUCCAGAGAGAAACAAUGAAUUCUCGAUCGAUGCUCACCGUACAGCACAUGCUCGGGUUCCGCCCUGCUGAGAACAUGAAAAACAGCGAUCUUCGCUCGCAUCCGACCUGGCAGAACCUGCUCCAAGACAUCGCGCCCAUUGAACAAGGAUAUAGCCAUAUGACGAAUCAACAGUUGGAAAACUCGACGGACCUUACAAUUGAGGUCAGACUGCUUGCGGACAUUUAUGGGCCAAUCAUCUGGAGCGAUGACCUCGAAGACAGAGACGACCUCCUUACCAGAGCCCAUGAAAAUUCCCACGGCGGACUGUACCCGAGAGAUCUCUACUGGUCUGAUCCUCUCCACCAAGAAAUGUUAGACUGA